AUUUCGGGAGCAAAACCUGAACGAUACGAGAGAAAAAAGUUAAAAAAUUUUAAUUUUAAUUGAGUUUUAUUUUUACUCGUUAGCAAACUUCCGCAUCCUUCGGAGCAAAAGUUCAGCAAAUCACGCACAUCAAAGAUGCCCGGAACACGAAGGAUGAUCUUGAAGCACGUAAUGUCGGGAAUUUGCUUCAAAAUGAACAGAACAAAGCAGUUACCCGGAGAUAUUAUGGAUACGCCACUAAAUCGAUGUCUGAGUACGUUGGAUAUCACGAUGUUAGGAAUCGGACAUAUGAUUGGAGCGGGAAUUUAUGUGUUGACGGGAACUGUGGCGAAAGAGAUGGCAGGUCCGGGAAUCGUUUUGUCGUUUAUUUUGGCAGGACUUGUUUCGAUGUUAUCAGCAUUAUGUUACGCUGAAUUUGGAACUCGUGUCCCGAAAGCUGGCUCAGCUUACGUUUACACGUACGUCUCGAUUGGGGAAUUUUGGGCUUUUGUCAUCGGAUGGAAUAUAAUUCUUGAACAUAUGUUAGGAGCUGCUUCGGUUGCAAGAGCUUGGAGUGGCUAUGUCGACAGCAUGCUCGGAGGAGCAAUUUCCAAUUUGACAAUCUCCGUUACGGGUGAAAUGCAUGAACAGCUCCUCGCAAAAUAUCCCGAUUUUUUGGCAUUUUUCGUCUGUAUCGCGUACAGCGUGGCUUUGGGAGCUGGCGUGAAAGCAACUGCCGUGAUAAACACAAUCCUGACACUUGUCAAUUUAGCGGUUAUGGGUUUCGUGAUCGUUUUGGGAUUUUCUUAUGCUGACAUCGACAACUGGAAUGUCUCGGAUAAGGGAUUUCUUCCUUAUGGCUUCACGGGAGUGAUUGCCGGAGCAGCUACUUGCUUUUAUGCCUUUGUUGGAUUCGAUAGUAUCGCAACGAGUGGCGAAGAGGCAAAAAAUCCGGGAGUUUCGAUACCAUUAGCGACAAUUUUCUCGCUGUGUGCCGUAACUUUGGGCUAUGUUCUGGUCAGUGCAAGUCUGACACUGAUGAUUCCCUUUAACGAAAUCCAUCCGGAAGCUGCGUUGCCCGAAGCUUUUGGCGCCAUGAACCUUCCGUGGGCUAAAUAUGCGAUUUCCAUUGGAGCUCUUUGCGGGAUGACGAGCACGUUGCUUGGAUCGUUGUUCGCAUUGCCUCGUUGCAUGUACGCCAUGGCGUCGGAUGGGUUACUUUUUUCGUUUUUCGGGAAAGUAAAUGCCAAAACGCAAGUCCCUUUAUUAAAUCUGGCGAUUUCCGGAGUAGCAAGUGCUUUGUUGGCUCUUGUCUUUGAUUUGGAAAAACUCGUUGAAUUUAUGUCGAUUGGAACUUUGUUGGCUUAUACGAUUGUCUCGGCAUGCGUUAUUGUCUUAAGAUACAGACCAAAUGGCGUCGACGAACAAAUCACGACGCAACAAAUUGUCGAUACGCCCGGAACGGACGAUGAAACGACGUCACAUUCGAGCGCCGAGGCAAUUACUCCGAGCGGCGACAUGAUCGAACUGCAAAUGGCGGGCAGAUUAAAAUCGCAAUUUCGAUGGUUGGAGCCUCUCGUGGGCAGAUGUGAGCCGGGAGCUGCUUGUUCGGGCGCCGUUUUACUUUUUACCGUCCUCACAAUCGCAAUUUGUUUCCAACUUGAAGUCACGUCGGGCGAUUUGUAUGCGGGAACUUGGUGGGCUCUUGCUUUGUACGGAUUUUUGUUAUUUUGUCUCGUCGGAUGUGUCGUUGUCAUCGCAGCGCAUCAUCAAAACACCCGAGGACUCACUUUUAAAGUCCCUUUUGUUCCGUACAUCCCGAUUUUGAGCAUUUUAUGCAACAUUAUUCUCAUGGUUAACCUUUCCGUGCACACGUGGUUGCGAUUUUUCGUCUGGAUCGCAAUCGGAAUGCUCGUUUACUUCUUGUAUGGCAUCCAUAAUAGUCGCGAAGGCGAUUUGGGAACAUCUUAUUCGAUGCUGAUGACGUCGUCGGAAGCUGCACGAGGACAUUGGGGAUCAACGACGGGCGCACGAACAACUAUCAAGAAAAUUGUGGGAAAAGUUCAUCGUGCCGGAGACAAACAACCCAUUUUAGACGAUGAUGAGUAAGUUGAAAAAUCUUAAAAGCUUAUCGAUGUGCGUCAAAUUCUUAUGCGAAACGAAAAUUUAAAAGAAAUUGGGUUUCCAACAGGCGUCGCUUAUAAA
Culicoides brevitarsis is the source of this 2184-nucleotide messenger RNA. Its product is annotated as cationic amino acid transporter 4. Gene Ontology annotation, biological process: transmembrane transport; amino acid transport. Gene Ontology annotation, molecular function: amino acid transmembrane transporter activity. Lineage: Eukaryota; Metazoa; Arthropoda; Insecta; Diptera; Ceratopogonidae. Bases 136 to 2088 code for a protein of 650 amino acids. The record is from RefSeq and is a predicted model, not a curated record. Gene Ontology annotation, cellular component: plasma membrane. The transcript has 6 exons.